CAGGAAAUUGUUAUGAUAUAUAAACUUAAAAUAUAUAUUUGUUCAGUUUUUACCUAACCAAUCCAAUGCAGGCAGCAGAAUGUCUCCUUGGAAUUCGUCAUUUGAAAUUCUGGAAUGGUUUGUGUGACGUCACAGCGACCGACGGAGGGCCCUUUGUGAUCUGACGGCCCAGAAUUCUCCCUGGCUUUCAUUUCUGCAGCAAGCAGGUCAAGAGUGGAGCGAGCAGAAAGGUUUUUGAACCCUGAAGAACAGAGAGAAACGAAAGCAUGUCGCUGCCUAACGAACUUCGCCUGAGACAGCAACUUUGCGACACGGUGAUCAGAGUGGGUGGCGGAGAGUUUUACGCGCACAAGGUCGUCCUUUGCAAAUGCAGCCCAUAUUUCAGGGCUCUGUUCAGCCACUGGUCAACACCAGACUGUGUGACCUUUGACAUCUCCGGUGUGUCAACCAGCCUAAUGUGUCUCAUUAUAGAGUUUGCCUACACAGGCUUUGUUCCUCUGACGAGGCAAAACGCACAGGAUUUCUUUAUAGCGGCAGACCGCUAUAACAUACCUGGCCUUUUACAAGUCUGCAGUGAUUUCUUAGAGAAGCACCUGAGCCCGCUGAACUGCCUCCACAUCUGGAUGCUUACAGAUGUGUUCUACCACCCCAAACUGAGAGAGAAGGCCCUGCUCUAUGCUCUGAGUCAUUUCGAAGAGGUUGUAGUCAACUGUGCAGACUUCCUGCUGCUGUCUGCACAGCAGCUGGUUCAAAUUAUUGAGAGUGACCUGCUCAUUGUAAAUAAGGAGGAGACGGUGUACGAAGCCGUCCUUAAAUGGAUCGCCUACGCACCUGAGGAACGAAAAGAGUCCUCCUCAUUGCUGUUUUCCAAGAUCAGACUGGCUUGGAUGUCUCCAAAGUACCUCAUAGAAAACGUGAAAGAAAGCGAAUUGGUGAAAACGAGUCCAGAAUGCCGAGCCAUACUCUUCCAGACCUUGAACCCGAUCUUGGACCACACGAGAAAGACCAGCUACAAGUCCUCUGUCUGCCCAUCCUUAGCAAAGCCACGGGUGGCGCCAGCCCUCCUGUUGGCCAUAGGAGGCUGGAGUGAUGGCAGUCCCACCAGUUUGAUUGAAGCCUUUGAUGCUCGCACUGACGGCUGGGUAGAGGUGGCCUACACCACGGAAACUCUCCGGGCUUACCAUGGUGCCGUCUUCCUCAACGGAUCGGUUUAUUGCGUCGGUGGCUUCGACGGUGUUGAACAGUUCAGCGCUGUGCACAGGCUCGACCUGGCUUCACACGCCUGGCAAGAGGUGUCCCCAUUGCACGCCAGCCGCUGCUUCGUCAGCGUGACCGUGAUGAACGGGCACAUAUACGCCUUGGGAGGUUUCAACGGACACGAACGGCUCAAGACCGCUGAGCGCUACGAACCAAGAAGUAACCAGUGGACUAUGAUAUCAUCAAUGCAUGAGCAGAGGAGCGAUGCCAGUUGCACAGCCCUUAACGACAGGCUGUACAUUUGUGGCGGCUUCAACGGGGUGCAGUGUCUAGCCACGGCUGAGUGUUACAACCCACACACAGACCAGUGGACCCUGAUAUCCAUCAUGAGCAGCAGGCGCAGUGGAGUCAGCGUGGCUGCCUACGCUAACCACAUCUUUGCAGUUGGCGGUUUCGAUGGAGUGUCACGUUUGAACACGGCCGAGGCCUACAACCCCUCCACCAACACCUGGUGCAACGUGCCCAGCAUGCCAACGGCCCGCAGCAACUUCGGCAUCGCCGUGAUGGACGACCACCUCUUCGUCGUGGGAGGUUUCGGUGGAAUCACCACCAUCCCUAAUGUCGAGUUCUACGACAUUAAGACCAACACGUGGUUCGCUGCCAGCGACAUGAAGAUCUCCCGCAGCGCUCUGAGCUGCUGCGUGGUGAACGCGCUCAACAACACGGCUGAUUAUGCUGCCCGUCUUAACCCUCAGCGCUGCCGUUCACCUUCUGAGGAGGAAGAGGGGAUGGAGCAAUAAAAUCCAUCCACUUCUACUGUGAAAUAAAUUUCUCUGUGUAAAACCAAUGUGCUUUUUUUCUUUGUUGUUGGAGGCUCAUAGCUCGUGUCGGGGGUUUAUCGGUUUCAUGUUAUUAGAGUAUUUAAAAGAAGAAACAGAAUAUUCUGUUCAUCCAUUCUCUAUACUUACUU
Fundulus heteroclitus (mummichog) is the source of this 2167-nucleotide messenger RNA. Its product is annotated as kelch-like protein 10. The record is from RefSeq and is a predicted model, not a curated record. The transcript is spliced from 5 exons. Gene Ontology annotation, molecular function: protein binding. Bases 267 to 1997 code for a protein of 576 amino acids. Lineage: Eukaryota; Metazoa; Chordata; Actinopteri; Cyprinodontiformes; Fundulidae.